GAUAUCAAAAGUUUGCGUUUAAUUGUUGACAUUUUUAAUACUUGUACAAUUAUUAAAAAAAAGAAAUAUUUAACUCUGGGGUGGCGCAAUGGUCGAGCUGCAAAUUAAACGACGAAAUGCCUGCAUUGUAGUGCUGGGUGAUAUCGGACGGAGUCCACGCAUGCAAUAUCAUGCCGUCAGCUUGCUCGAAGAAAACUUUAAUGUUGAUUUAAUUGGUUAUGUUGACACGAAACCUCUUGAUGCCCUAACACAUUCACAGUCUAACUGCAAAAUACAUGAAUUGACACCUGUACCAGUAACAAAUCUCACAUCCAAACUGAAACUGAUUUUCAAGACAUUUUGGCAAACUUUAAGUUUGCUUAUAGCACUAGUUUCGAUUCGUCGUCCAAAUUUUUUACUUGUACAAAAUCCUCCCGGUGUUCCUACGUUAGUGAUUUGCUAUUUGUAUUGUGCCAUUACGAGGACAAAAUUUAUCAUUGAUUGGCACAAUUACACAUAUUCCAUAUUAGCAUUGGGCACUAUCAACGGUGAAAAAAGUUACUUUUGUCGCCUGGCCAAAUGGAUUGAGCGUUAUUUUGGUGGUAAAGCAAAUGGACAUUUCUGUGUGACGAAAGCAAUGCAGCAAGACCUACUUCAAAACUGGAAAAUCGGUCCAGCGGUUGUUCUUUACGAUCGCCCACCUAAUCAAUUUCAACCCAUCGAUUUACCGAGAAAGCACGAGCUCUUUAUGAAGUUGUCCAAAGAAUAUCCAGAAUUCAUGCCUAAAUGUUAUGCAGAUCUUAAAGAAUCAGGCGUUAUUGAAACAACAGCAUUAACCCAGAAAUUAGUUGAUGGAAAUGUUUCUUAUAAGUCCCAGCGAGUGGGUAUUGUUGUAUCAAGUACUAGCUGGACACCGGAUGAAGAUUUUGGCAUAUUGCUUAAGGCAUUAGAGGGGUAUGAAAACAUUGCCACGGCGCGUCCAAACCACUUCCCAGCACUGUUAUGUAUUAUUACCGGUAAAGGACCACAAAAACAGGAAUACGAAUCCAUAAUUGCUAAACUUAAAUGGUCCAAAGUUUCCAUAAUAACACCGUGGCUGGAGAUAGAAGACUAUCCUCUUAUUUUGGCUUCAGCAGAUUUAGGAGUUUGUUUACAUUAUAGUAGCAGUGGUCUCGACUUGCCUAUGAAAGUAGUAGAUAUGUUCGGCUGUGGGUUGCCUGUGUGUGCCUAUAAUUUUCAGAGCCUCGGUGAGUUGGUUACGCAUGGCCAGAAUGGAUUCAUAUUUGAGAAUCACAAAGAGCUAUCCGAGCAACUUAAGUUUUGGUUUGAAAAUUUUCCUUGUAAUCCAAGCUUACUAGAAUCCAAAGAACGCUUCCGGAAAAAUUUACACGCAUUUCAAUCACUACGUUGGCAUGAAAAUUGGAAAACUAAUGCGCUGCCUAUGUUAAAUUCAUACACUUGAAACUGUCGCCAAUUCCAUCAUAUACUAUAAGCUCACAAGUCUUUUAUACACUAAUUGUUUAUUAACUUAAUUUUUAUUUUUUUUUAAUGCAAUUCUUCUAACAUACAUAGUUUUAUAAGAGUAAAAGUUUGUAAAUAAAAUGAAUUUUAAAAUAAAUAA
Molecule: messenger RNA, 1600 nt
Organism: Ceratitis capitata (Mediterranean fruit fly)
Lineage: Eukaryota; Metazoa; Arthropoda; Insecta; Diptera; Tephritidae
Gene: Alg1
Product: chitobiosyldiphosphodolichol beta-mannosyltransferase
Exons: 5
Coding region: 89-1441 (450 amino acids)
Cellular component (GO): endoplasmic reticulum
Molecular function (GO): mannosyltransferase activity
Source: RefSeq, a predicted model, not a curated record